Molecule: messenger RNA, 357 nt
Organism: Phaeodactylum tricornutum CCAP 1055/1
Lineage: Eukaryota; Bacillariophyta; Bacillariophyceae; Surirellales; Neidiaceae
Exons: 2
Biological process (GO): regulation of DNA-templated transcription
Cellular component (GO): nucleus
Molecular function (GO): DNA-binding transcription factor activity, RNA polymerase II-specific; RNA polymerase II cis-regulatory region sequence-specific DNA binding
Source: RefSeq, a predicted model, not a curated record
AUGUGCACGCAGCGAUGGAACAGAGUGCUCAAGCCAUCUUUGGUCAAAGGACCAUGGACAGAAGAUGAAGAUCGUAAAGUGACAGAGUUGGUGCAAAAGUAUGGCGCCAAGAAAUGGUCGACGAUUGCCCGUCAUUUGCCUGGCCGUGUUGGCAAACAAUGUCGCGAACGUUGGUGUAACCAUCUAGAUCCAGGUAUUUGCAAAGAAGCCUGGAAGCUGGAGGAGGACCGUAUGAUCCUGGAGUGUCAUUUGACGUUGGGAAACCGCUGGGCCGAAAUUGCCAAGCGUCUACCGGGAAGAACUGAUAACGCUAUUAAAAAUCACUGGAAUUCUUCCAUGCGACGAAAGAUCGAGCGA